This is a messenger RNA of Abrus precatorius (Indian licorice), 1518 nucleotides long. RefSeq names its product mitochondrial phosphate carrier protein 1, mitochondrial. The record is from RefSeq and is a predicted model, not a curated record. The transcript is spliced from 6 exons. Gene Ontology annotation, cellular component: mitochondrial inner membrane. Bases 217 to 1134 code for a protein of 305 amino acids. Gene Ontology annotation, biological process: mitochondrial phosphate ion transmembrane transport. Lineage: Eukaryota; Viridiplantae; Streptophyta; Magnoliopsida; Fabales; Fabaceae. Gene Ontology annotation, molecular function: phosphate transmembrane transporter activity.
AGAAUCAGAUUCAAACAACUUCGUGUCACUCUGACAACCUCAAAUUUUGUUCCUUUCUCUGCCCAGAAACGCACGAAGGAUCAAAAUGCUUGUCUUUUCCUCUCUUUAGUGGUUGGCAAUUAAAAACACGUGAGUGUAAGAAUAAAUAGAGUUGGAGUGUGAGUUUCACACUAAAGUUAACAACUUCCACCAUUUUUGGGUGGCUUGGAGAGUGUCAUGGUGAUGGAGGGAAGAAUCUGUGAAGAAUUAACGCCAAGGUAUUAUGCCCUUUGCGGCAUUGGAGGAAUGCUCAGUGCUGGCACCACCCAUCUUGCUAUUACUCCUCUUGAUGUCUUGAAAGUCAACAUGCAGGUGCAUCCAAUUAAGUAUUAUAGCAUUUCCUCUUGCUUUACUACUUUAUUGAGGGAACAAGGGCCUUCUGUUCUAUGGAAAGGUUGGACUGGCAAGUUCUUUGGAUAUGGUGCUCAAGGAGGAUGCAGAUUUGGUCUCUAUGAAUAUUUUAAGGGGGUUUAUUCCAAUGUAUUGGUAGACCAGAACAGGAGUCUUGUUUUCUUUCUAAGUAGUGCUUCUGCUGAAGUGUUUGCCAAUAUAGCUUUAUGCCCUUUUGAAGCUGUUAAAGUGAGGGUUCAAGCACAACCCUGUUUUGCUAAGGGUUUGUUUGAUGGCUUUCCAAAGUUGUAUGCAUCAGAAGGCACCCGAGGAUUCUAUCGUGGACUAAUUCCACUUUUGGGUCGAAACAUUCCAUUUUCCAUGGUUAUGUUCUCAACAUUCGAGCAUUCUGUUGAUUUUUUGUAUCGUAAUGUUGUCAAAAGAAAAAAGGAGGAGUGUUCAAAAGUACAACAACUUGGUGUGACAUGUUUAGCUGGAUAUGCAGCUGGAUCUGUUGGUAGCUUUGUUUCUAAUCCCGCUGACAAUAUUGUAUCUUCUCUUUAUAACAGAAAGGCUGAUAGUCUCUUGCUGGCUAUCAGAAAAAUUGGGCUGGCCAAUCUAUUUACCAGGAGCCUUCCUAUUAGAAUGAUGCUUGUUGGUCCUUCUAUAACUUUGCAAUGGUUUUUCUAUGACACCAUCAAACUUUUAGGUGGCCUGCCAACUAGUGGUGAAGUUAAAACUGACUUGAGAGAUGGGGCAGGCUAGAUUCAGAGAAAUACUAAUCUGCAGUCACACUUUUCAGCUGACUUGUAUGAUUGCAAGUCAUUUUAUACUACUUACUAUACACUGGAGCAGUUUUGUGGUAGCUUUUGUUUUCUGCUGCCAUUUAUUCGUUUUGAAUUUGUUAUUAUAGCUUUCAUUGAAGCCUUCAGAAUUUGGUUACCAAAAAGAACAAGCCCAUUUAUAUUCUCACGUGUAGUGUACUAGCAUACUAGGAGUUACCCAAUAAAAAGGAGAAAAAACAGAUUUACUAGCAAUGUUUGUCCUAGCAAUUUUACCAGAUAAGUUUUUGUAGCAUGACACUUUCUAUGAUCUACUUUUCAACAUUCUCUUGUUUUGACAUUAUUUGAGUAUGGUGUUUUUAAGUUU